CCACGCCAUUGACCAUUGACCACACAUCGAUUCCGCAUCCGCAUUCCCUUUCGUGAUCCAUCUUUGUUCUCACUGAGCCGACAACGUUCGCUUUCAGUCUUUGCACCAACCGGUAGGAGAACCUCCCCCACGGAGUUCCGUACGUCUUCUCCUCUCUUACGACUUACCUUCCUCAAUUCGACAAACUGUACCAUCUUGUCGCCGUUUGGUCCGACAUCGCUCGAUCGAUCCAGCCCAACGCCCGUAGCCAGAACACGCAGACGAUCACUUUCACAAUGAGCACCCAAGAUCUUUUCUCGGCCGAUCUCCUUUCUCCCAGUGUCCAGGCUGAGCUCCCAGAGGGUUACAAGCUCCGCGCGCUUCGGUCAGAAGACUACGAGCAUGGCUUUCUCGACUGUCUUCGAGUCCUGACAACCGUGGGGGAUAUCUCCCGGCAGGAGUUUGACGAACGCUACCAGUGGCUGGCCAAGCAAGACGGCACUUACUUUAUUCUCGUGAUUGAAGAUACCAACCUCAACCCACCCAGGAUCGUGGGUACCGGUGCGCUGAUCGUGGAGCGCAAGUUCAUUCACGGCCUUGGGAAGGUCGGACACAUCGAAGACAUCGCUGUUGCGAAGGACCAACAAGGGAAGAAACUGGGUCUUAGAAUUAUCCAGGCUCUCGACUUCAUCGCCAGAGAGACGGGUUGCUACAAGACAAUCCUGGACUGCAGCGAGCACAAUGAGGGCUUCUAUGUCAAGUGUGGAUUUAAGAGAGCGGGGCUCGAGAUGGCCCAUUAUCACAACAAAUAA
This is a messenger RNA of Podospora pseudopauciseta, 791 nucleotides long. RefSeq names its product Glucosamine-phosphate N-acetyltransferase-like protein (gene GNA1). The transcript is spliced from 2 exons. Gene Ontology annotation, molecular function: glucosamine 6-phosphate N-acetyltransferase activity; monosaccharide binding. Gene Ontology annotation, biological process: UDP-N-acetylglucosamine biosynthetic process. Gene Ontology annotation, cellular component: endoplasmic reticulum-Golgi intermediate compartment; Golgi apparatus; endoplasmic reticulum. Bases 276 to 791 code for a protein of 171 amino acids. NCBI's taxonomy places the organism in Eukaryota, Fungi, Ascomycota, Sordariomycetes, Sordariales, Podosporaceae. The record is from RefSeq and is a predicted model, not a curated record.